AUGGCCUCUGCGGCAUCAAGUAUGGACGCAGAGUCCACAAUUGCCGACGACAAUCUUCAAACCCCGGAUGUCAAGGAAGAAACGGAAGAUGUCCCGAUCUAUCGUGCCGGAGCGACAUGGCACAUGGCCCCCGAAUUGCGCCAGAUCCAGGAACGAGAUGAAGCCGGGGGCGAGAAGCCGAAAAUGCUCGGCGUGGCCUGGCAAAACCUCACCGUCAGGGGCCUUGGUGGCGAUGCCACAUUCAAUGAGAACGUCGUCUCCCAGCUUUUUCCUUUCCAUCGCAGUAACAAAGGCAGCAAGACUAAGACCAUCAUUGACAAUUCAUUCGGAUGCGUCAAGCCUGGGGAGAUGUUGCUCGUUCUUGGACGGCCCGGCGCGGGUUGCACGUCGCUGCUGAACGUGCUCUCUAACAACCGCCUCGGCUACAAAGAAGUCACCGGAGACGUCAGCUUUGGCAACAUGUCUGCUAAGGAAGCGAAGCAGUACCACACGAUCGACUUUGCCGCUCGCAUGAAGGUCCCCUACCAUCUGCCGCCGGGCAUCACAACCCAUGAAGAAUAUGUCCAGUCCUAUAAAGACUUUCUCCUGCGCUCGGUCGGCAUCUCGCACACCGCACGGACGAAGGUCGGCGAUGCCUUCAUUCGCGGUGUUUCCGGCGGAGAGAGGAAACGUGUCUCCAUUCUGGAGUGCCUCACGACUCGUGCCAGCGUCUUUUGUUGGGACAACUCGACCAGAGGCCUCGACGCCAGCACCGCUUUGGAGUGGAUCAAGGCCAUCCGAGUGAUGACCGAUAUCCUCGGGCUCAGCACAAUCGUCACCCUUUACCAGGCAGGCAACGGCAUCUACGACCAUUUCGACAAGGUUCUGCUGCUCGAUGAGGGCAAGCAAAUCUUCUACGGACCUCAAAAAGAGGCCGUCCCCUUCAUGGAGGGUCUGGGCUUUAUGCUGGAUCCAAGUUCCAACCGAGGGGAUUUCUUGACAGGCGUGAUGGUCCCGACCGAGCGCGUCAUUGCCCCUGGGUACAAAGACAUUUUCCCACGCACGGCCGAGGAGAUCCGCGACGCAUACGAGCGUUCCCCAAUUAAGACCAGGAUGCUGGAAGAGGCUCAGGAUUACCCGGUAAGCAGUGAACCGGCCGAGAACACAACCGUCUUCAAGGAAAUGGUUACCCGUGAAAAGCACCGGGGCGUCUCUGAAAAGUCUCCCGUCACUACUGGCUUCAUCACUCAAGUCAUGGCUGCCGUCAUUAGGCAAUACCAGCUAAUGUGGGGUGACAAGGCCACUCUCCUUAUGAAGCAAGGUGCCACAGUAGUCCAGGCACUCCUCGGUGGAUCUCUGUUCUACUCAGCGCCUAAUAAUUCCGUCGGCCUUUUCCUCAAGGGUGGUGCUCUGUUCUUCUCCAUCCUUUACAAUGCUCUCAUCGCCCUAUCGGAGGUGACUGACUCGUUCACGGGCCGACCGAUUCUCGCCAAGCACCGCGCCUUCGCACUGUACCACCCAGCGGCCAUCUGCAUCGCCCAGAUUGCUGCCGAUUUCCCCAUUCUCUUGUUCCAGGUGACGCAUUUUGGCCUUAUCCUGUAUUUCAUGGUUGGCCUCAAGACCACGGCCGCAGCAUUUUUCACUUAUUUAGUCACCAACUUCAUGACUGCUAUGUCCAUGACAGCUUUCUUCCGACUCGUUGGUGCCGCAUUCCCUACGUUCGACGCUGCAACCAAGGUCUCAGGCCUUUCAAUUGUAGCGUUGUUUGUCUAUAUGGGAUAUAUGAUUAUCAAGCCGGUGAUGCAUCCGUGGUUCGUGUGGAUCUUUUGGAUCAAUCCCAUGGCCUACGGAUUCGAAGCUCUUCUUGGAAACGAAUUCCAUGACCAGGUUAUUCCAUGUUACGGCCCUAACUUGAUUCCCAGCGGCCCUGGCUACAUGGGUGAAGGGGGUCAAUCAUGUGCAGGUGUUAUCGGUGCGAUACCUGGUGCGACAAGCCUUACCGGCGAUCAAUAUCUCGCAGCCUUGUCGUUCAGUCACAGCCACAUCUGGCGUAACUUUGGAAUCAUCUGUGCCUGGUGGGUGCUCUUUGUGGCUUUCACCAUAUUUUUCACCUCUAGGUGGAAGCUACUGGGAGAAGGAGGCCGCAACCUCCUGAUACCGCGAGAGUUACAGCACAAAUCGAAACAUCUCUUCCAAACCAAGGAUGAGGAAGCGCAACCUACAGAGAAGUCUGUCAGUACCGGAUCCGAUACAUCAGGAAGCAGCCUCGGAAAUGAUCUGCUCCGCAACAAGAGCAUAUUCACCUGGAAAAACCUGACCUAUACCGUCAAAACGCCUGAGGGUGACCGUAUCCUCCUGAACAACGUCCAAGGCUAUGUCAAACCGGGUAUGCUCGGGGCUUUGAUGGGAUCUUCUGGUGCUGGAAAGACGACCCUGCUAGAUGUUCUCGCACAACGCAAGACCGCAGGCACGAUUCACGGAUCUGUCUUAGUGGACGGGCGUCCUCUUCCCAUUUCCUUCCAACGCUCGGCUGGUUAUGUCGAACAGCUGGAUAUUCACGAGCCCUAUGCGACUGUCCGCGAGGCUCUCGAAUUUUCGGCACUGUUACGUCAACCUCGCGACACGCCCACCGAAGAAAAGUUGCGAUACGUGGACACCAUCGUUGAUCUUCUUGAACUGAACGACUUGGAACAUACCCUCAUUGGUCGACCCGGCGCUGGUCUCUCGGUGGAGCAACGUAAGCGUCUCACCAUCGGUGUUGAGCUCGUGGCAAAGCCGAGCAUCUUGAUCUUCCUCGACGAGCCCACGUCAGGACUGGAUGGUCAAGCUGCGUAUAAUACUGUUCGCUUCCUUCGCAAGCUUGCCGAAGCGGGCCAAGCUAUUCUCGUCACUAUCCAUCAACCGUCCGCACAGUUGUUUGCGCAAUUCGAUAAACUACUCUUGCUGGCCGCCGGUGGCAAAACGGUGUACUUUGGUGAUAUUGGCCAGAACGCGAACACAGUCAAGGAAUAUUUUGGUCGUCACGGCGCACCUUGCCCACCUGAAGUUAAUCCUGCUGAGUACAUCAUUGAUGUCGUGUCGGCAAAGGGCCGCCUCGAUUGGAACCAGGUCUGGUUGAAAUCCCCGGAACAUGACAGCCUCUCCAAGGAACUGGAUAGCAUAGUCGCCGAAGCGGCAGUUCAACCUACCGCGGCAAACGAUGAUCCGCAUGAAUUCGCUACUUCGCACUGGACGCAAACCAAACUCGUGACGCAUCGCAUGAAUAUCUCUCUCUUCCGGAACACUGAGUACCUCAAUAACAAGUUCGCUAUGCACAUCAGUCUAGCGCUGCUGAACGGUUUUACUUUCUGGAAGAUUGGAGACUCGCUUGCCGAUCUACAGCAAAACCUUUUCACAGUGUUCAACUUCAUCUUUGUCGCACCCGGUGUGAUCUCUCAACUGCAGCCGCUCUUUAUUGACCGCCGAGACAUUUAUGAGGCACGAGAGAAAAAGAGCAAAAUGUACCACUGGGCUCCCUUCGUGACGGGUCUUAUUGUCUCAGAGUUCCCUUACCUGCUUAUCUGUGCGCUACUGUAUUACGUUUGCUGGUACUUUACCAGUGGCCUUCCUACCUCCGGCGAGCAUGCUGGAAGCGUCUUUUUCGUUGCAGUCAUGUACGAGUGUCUCUACACAGGCAUUGGACAGAUGAUUGCCGCCUACACCCCGAACGCCGUAUUUGCGUCUCUAGUCAACCCUCUGGUGAUCACCACUCUCGUUUCUUUCUGCGGCGUGAUGGUUCCCUAUAGCCAAAUCGUCGCCUUCUGGCGGUACUGGAUGUACUAUCUGGACCCCUUCAAUUACCUUAUGAGCUCUCUGCUGGUAUUCACCACUUGGGACAGAUCCGUGCAUUGCAAGCCAGAGGAGCUGGCUGUUUUUGACCCGGCUCCCAACCAGACCUGUGGUGAAUAUCUCAACGUCUACCAGCAUGGCAUGGGGUGGGGCACGAAUCUUCUGAACCCAGAUGAUACUCUCCACUGCCGCGUUUGCCAGUACACCACCGGUGGAGAUUACCUCCGCACGCUGAACUUGAGAGAAGAACACUACGGAUGGAGGAAUGCGGGCAUUGUCGUUGUUUUUGUGGUCGGUAUCUACGGGCUCGUGUUCCUCAUGAUGAAGCUCCGGACCAAGGCCACCAAGAAGGCCGAGGAUUGA
Messenger RNA from Penicillium daleae, 4170 nucleotides. RefSeq lists its product as uncharacterized. Gene Ontology annotation, cellular component: membrane. Gene Ontology annotation, biological process: transmembrane transport. The record is from RefSeq and is a predicted model, not a curated record. The transcript has 4 exons. Gene Ontology annotation, molecular function: ATP hydrolysis activity; ABC-type transporter activity; ATP binding. Bases 1 to 4170 code for a protein of 1389 amino acids. NCBI's taxonomy places the organism in Eukaryota, Fungi, Ascomycota, Eurotiomycetes, Eurotiales, Aspergillaceae.